AGAAGCUGCACCAGCCCCAGGUGGCAGCACAGAACAUGGCCCCAGUGGAGCACGUGGACUCCCUGAAUCUGACAUGCAUUUCCCUGAACAAGGACGUGACCAUCCGCUGGUUUCAGAACCUUGAGGAGAUUCGGGAAGGAGAUGGCCUAGCAAUGUCACACGAUGACAGAGUCCUCACCAUUCCCACAGUCACACGCAAUGACUCCGGCACCUACCAUUGCGAGACCAGGAACCACCUGGGAUCCAGCCUCAGCGAAGCCCUCAAGGUCGAGGUGGUCUAUGGCCCUGACUUGCCUGCAGUGACGACACCAGACUCUGAUUUUGUGAUUGGUUCCAACCUCACCCUCCUCUGUUCAUCUGACUCCCAUCCUCCUGCCCAGUACAAGUGGAGUAUCAGCGGGAUCCCUGGACCCAAUGGCCAGACCCUCUUCAUUCCCAGUCUCUCCAGGACACACUCAGGAGUCUAUACCUGCGCAGCCUCAAACCCCAUUUCUGGCUUUCAGAGCAGUGUGGACACCAGCAUCACUGUGUCAGAAACACUUCCACAGCCCAACAUCACAGUCAGUAACUUGUCCCCAGUAGAGCAUGUAGAUUCCAUCAGCCUGAAGUGUCUGCCCCCACGGAGCACUACGAGGAUCCAGUGGUACAUCAAUGGCCAGAACCUCUUCACUCGGGGUUACACGGAACUGUCGCCAGACCACAGGACACUGACUCUGUGGAACAUCACCAGAAAUGACACAGGACACUAUCAGUGCGAGAGCUGGAACUCAGCCACCAGUAGCAUCAGCAACUCCACUCUUGUCAAAGUCAUAU
Molecule: messenger RNA, 813 nt
Organism: Elephantulus edwardii (Cape elephant shrew)
Lineage: Eukaryota; Metazoa; Chordata; Mammalia; Macroscelidea; Macroscelididae
Product: carcinoembryonic antigen-related cell adhesion molecule 5-like
Exons: 3
Source: RefSeq, a predicted model, not a curated record